AUGCUUCAAUGAGUCCAGCAUAAAUAUGAAGAAUACUGGCACUAAUUUCCCAAAUUUGAAUCAGUCUGUGGCUAAUCCUACUCCUAUUGAAUCUCAAGGAUGGGGGUCUAGUUUAGUUCCGAAACCUGAUAUGACUUCUUCAAGCCAAUUCCCUGGGAGUAAAUCCCAAGCCUGGGAAAGCGCUCCAUCCCAGAAGGUGGAACCAAUUAAUCCUGCUACUACGUCUGUGCAACCACUUGCUCAAGGAAACUGGGGCGAUGCUCCAUCUGUCCAUAAUUCUGCCUCAUCAUUCAGUACAGGAAAUCCAAUGGGGACUUACCCCACUGCAGGCUAUUCGGGCUUGCCUCCAGCUAAUCCUUGGAGACAUCCGGUUCCGGGUAAUCAAUCAAACAUUCAGCCUCCGGCUCCAGCCACCCUAACUUGGGGCAUAGGUGUUGCAGAGAACCAAACUGCCGGGACAAGACCAGGGCCAGAGAAUCAAAAUACUGGUUGGGGUCCAGUGCCAGGAAAUCACAACAUGGGCUGGGGAGGACCUGUUCCAGCAAAUGUGAACUUAAAUUGGGGUGCUUCCGGUCAGGGACCAGCACCUGGAAAUGGAACUGCAGGAUGGGUUGCACCUGGAACUGCGGUUCCCAGUUGGGUCUCUGCCAGUCAAGGGCUACCAAUGGGAAAUGCAAAUCCUGGUUGGGUUGCUCCUGGUCAAGGGCCAGCACCUCCUGGAAAUGCAAAUCCUGGGUGGGCUGGACCCACCGGGAAUCCGGGCAACAAUGGAGACAUGAUAACAAACCAAAAUGUUAGAGGUUCUCAUGGUGGAGACUCUGGUUAUGGUGGUGGUAAAUCUUGGAACAGACAGUCCUCAUUUGGUGGAGGGGGAGGGGGUUCUAGGCCUCCUUUCAAGGGGCAAAGGGUGUGCAAGUUCCAUGAGAGUGGGCAUUGCAAGAAAGGAGCUUCUUGCGAUUAUCUGCAUACUUGAGUCUCUAAAUUUUGACAUUUUGUCAUUAGAGCAGUCAAUACUGUACAGUAAUUUUUCAUAAAAGAGGUUUUGACCUUGUAUAAGCUUUUUGUUGUGUUCUAUAUAUAGAAUUAGUGCAGGAUAGAAUGUCACUGGAUUCUGCAUCAGUCAUCUUGGUUAUAGAUGCUUUCCUUUCUUUCAGUUUGUGAGGUGCUAUUUCUGAUUCAGUCCUUGUAAAAUACUAGGGAAUAUUGUAUUGUGGUGCUUCAAGAUGUCUUUUCCGAUCCAA
Molecule: messenger RNA, 1241 nt
Organism: Juglans microcarpa x Juglans regia
Lineage: Eukaryota; Viridiplantae; Streptophyta; Magnoliopsida; Fagales; Juglandaceae
Product: zinc finger CCCH domain-containing protein 19-like
Exons: 1
Coding region: 26-973 (315 amino acids)
Cellular component (GO): Cdc73/Paf1 complex
Molecular function (GO): RNA polymerase II C-terminal domain phosphoserine binding; metal ion binding
Source: RefSeq, a predicted model, not a curated record